Wasmannia auropunctata (little fire ant) is the source of this 1317-nucleotide messenger RNA. RefSeq names its product E3 ubiquitin-protein ligase Rnf220-like. The transcript has 6 exons. Bases 1 to 1317 code for a protein of 438 amino acids. The record is from RefSeq and is a predicted model, not a curated record. NCBI's taxonomy places the organism in Eukaryota, Metazoa, Arthropoda, Insecta, Hymenoptera, Formicidae. Gene Ontology annotation, molecular function: ubiquitin protein ligase activity; metal ion binding; DNA binding. Gene Ontology annotation, biological process: protein ubiquitination; DNA repair.
AUGACCAACUGUGUUGUAUGGGUGAUUCUAGUGGGGCCUGUGUUCGGGGGCCGAUGCGGCGCGGAGGCGCUCGGUCUGGGGCUGGGGCUGUCGCCGGGCCCGGCCUACAGGUUCGCUCUGCCCCCGGGACUCGCUGCCAAGACCACCCGCUGCCUUGUAUUCGACCAAGGCAAGAAGAAAUUCCCCUCGGAUCCAUCUUGCUGCCCGGUAUGCGGAGUGACAGUGAGACCUCAAGAACUGGAGCAACAUUUUGCUCAAGAGCUCGAUCGAUUGUACAAGGUCUCCUCGGCAUCUUCAAGACCUCGGCCCUCGAGGUCGGCUUUACCGCCGACGCAUCCCCAAGAUCAUCCCCAUGGCCCGAUGCUGCACGCCCCAUCGGCGGCGGAUGGCACCCCUCAGGGUAGAUGGGAGACAUACAAGAGGAUCAAGGCCAAUAGACAGGCCAGAAUACGCGUUAAGAAUCGGAAGCGAAAAGCGGACGAGGCGUCCUGUCCGGUUUGCAGCGAGAGACUGUCGGGCACGUCGGAGGAAUUGAAUCAGCACGUCGACCGUUGCCUGAACAAGCAGAACAACGGGAACCCGGCCGGGCAGAACGCGAACGUCGACGAGGAGGAGGUCGACGUCGAGGGCGACCCCGAGUACGAGGAGUACGAGUGGGCCGGCCAGACAAGAGUGCGCGCCACUUCCAUGCUCGUCGGUGGAUUUUCCGCCGCAGGCCUCGCCACUUCCUCGAGCAACCGUGCAGGUGCCAGGGGCGGGGGCGGCAAUCAAGAGGACGAGGACGUCGACCUAGUGGUUGACGGCGACGACGCCGCCGAGUUCGGUCCGGCCCAGUAUUCCGAGGCGGACGUGGUCGCGCCGCGAGUCGACGGCACGCCGCGAGAGCAGAAGGAACGGGACGCGCUUCGCGAGGCCGUCAUCUCGCCGAACGCGCCGCACACGCCGCAACAGCUGACCCCCGACUCCGGACUGACGGCGCAGGGCCUGGUCGAGGUGAAGCCGGAGCCGGGCGCUGCGACGCCCGUCGCCCAACAGAACGAUCCCGACGAGGGUGCCUCCGGGUCGCCCAGGAGGGACGGCGACACGCCCGUCGUUGAGGCCCUUCGCGGUCGCGUCCGCGAGCUCGAGGCCGAGAUGCGCGGGCAACCCUUCAAGUGUCUCAUCUGCAUGGAACAAUACAAGAAGCCGGUCACUUCGGUUUGUUGCUGGCACGUACACUGCGAGCAAUGCUGGCUGCACACGCUGGGCGCGAAGAAGCUCUGUCCGCAAUGCAACAUGAUAACGUCGCCGUCCGAUCUGCGGCGUAUCUACAUGUGA